AUGCAAAUGGAAACGACUGAAAGCGAGAAAACGCGAUUCGAAGUGGAAUGCGAGUUUGUUCAGGCGCUUGGCAACCCAAACUAUCUCAACUUCCUCGCACAACGUGGUUAUUUCAAAGAAGAGUACUUCGUCAACUAUCUCAAAUAUCUGCUUUACUGGAAAAAGCCCGAAUAUGCCAGAUGUUUGAAAUUCCCUCAAUGUCUUCACAUGCUCGAAGCAUUACAAAGCCAACAGUUCCGUGAUGCCAUGGCGUAUGGACCAAGUGCGAAAUUUGUCGAGGAUCAAGUUGUUCUACAGUGGCAGUUCUAUCUUCGCAAACGACAUCGUUUAUGUAUGAUGCCAGAGGAAGAAGGUCAAGAAUUGGUUGAUUCAGAAGAGGAAGUUGAGCAACCGUCGGAAGAAAAGGAUACCGAAGAAGAUACAGAUGAAGAGGAAGAAGCAAAAAAUACGAAAGUGACAGAAGGAACUGAAGAGAAAGAAGCAACUGAAGAAACCCAACCAGACGCAGAAAUGGCAGAUGCGGCUGAAUCAACAAGCUAA
Molecule: messenger RNA, 540 nt
Organism: Caenorhabditis remanei
Lineage: Eukaryota; Metazoa; Nematoda; Chromadorea; Rhabditida; Rhabditidae
Exons: 3
Coding region: 1-540 (179 amino acids)
Biological process (GO): regulation of transcription by RNA polymerase II
Cellular component (GO): core mediator complex; mediator complex
Molecular function (GO): transcription coregulator activity
Source: RefSeq, a predicted model, not a curated record